Molecule: messenger RNA, 1098 nt
Organism: Microsporum canis CBS 113480
Lineage: Eukaryota; Fungi; Ascomycota; Eurotiomycetes; Onygenales; Arthrodermataceae
Exons: 5
Coding region: 1-1098 (365 amino acids)
Source: RefSeq, a predicted model, not a curated record
AUGGGGCUAACUGGCAAUAUGGGGCUUAGAUAUACCUACCUACCUUUUAACUGCCAAAAAGGAUGGGUGAGAGCGGCAACUAUAUCAUACCUAUUGUAUGAUCUUGACUCUGAAAUUGCUCUAUUCUUUAAGGAGCAUGCCCCUACGACACGCCAACAGUGCGAUUCACUUGCGAUUAGCCUCCUUGGUGAGCCGAUCGAAUGUGUACCGAUCCAGGGGCAGUUUAUCUAUAUACUGCUUGCAGGGCCAGAACCUACAAUCAUACAAUUUCGGUCUAUCAAGUCACAGCUCGACCUUAACAUAACUUCGCUCGCGAAGAGUAUACAUGGCACAUUAGCAGCAAAGACCCAGGCAUCCGGGGUGAUAGGAGAUAAUAUAUUUGUCUAUAUUAUUGAAAGGUUGCCCGGUGUUGCCUACGCUACCCUCAGGUUUGAUAUCGAGAAGUUUUUCGCUGCAUCAUGGAUCAAAGCACAGCCGCGACCAGAGAUACAACUACAGAAUGAAUAUGACCGGAAACUCGAACAACUUGCCAAGUCAAUGCCACCCUACCUCACAGAAGCAAUUGUAUUUUGCCGGACGCAAUUGGGUGUCCUCUUUGGUAGUGAUUUUCGCUGGGCAUUAUGCCAUGGUGAUAUAAAUGAAAUGAAUCUACUGGUGGAUGAGAAGACUAGACAUUUAACUGGAGUUGUAGACUGGGCAGAAGCAAGUGUCCAACCGUGUGGGUUAUCCUUGUGGGGGUUGGAAACUCUUCUUGGAUAUUCGGAUAGGGAUGGUUGGCAUUACUAUAGUUCUAGUAAUGCUCUUGAAGAUGAAACAAAUGAUAUCUCGGAGGAUAAUAAGAAGAUUAUCGACAUUUCUAGAAGAGUUGGAAUGUUGCUAAGAUACGGAUUUAUAUGGAUUAAUGGGGUUGAGACGAUGAUAACAGAGCAGACUGGGUUGAAUAGGUUGCGGCGCUUGCAAGCAUUUUUCCAAAGGGUGAAUUUCACAUGGCUAGAAGGAGGAAUGAAUAGCAGACAAAUACGACUGAUGCGUCCCUAUCUAGAUUGUAGAUCAAGCCAUCAAACAGUUGGACAGAUGACUACAAAACGAGGGAGGUGA